CGCAGAAAUGUUAUCCGCAGAAGGUAUUUUUACAGCUAUUUACAAUUUCUAGCUAUAGUACAGUUUAUAAACUGUCUGUAUGGCCUGUGGAAGACACCUAUAGAUCUAUAUAGUCCUGUACCUCUCUACUCCACUGCUGUAUUCACAUGUGUGUGUAAGACUGUGUUGGGAUCUUGUAUUAAAGCUAAAAAGGAAAUUAUAAGCUUAUAUCCAUUAGUAUUGGAGAGAACAUGCACUGCACCUGGUUGGUGCUGCUACUGACCCUAGCUACUGUUACCAGGAGUGAGCACUAUCACAUUGUGCCAGUGGAUUCAACCGACUCGUGUAAUGACUAUCGAAAUGGAACUUGUUUCACUCUCGAGCAGCUUGUUCAAACAGACCUGUUGUCUGGUGGAGACAAUCUCACCUUGAGCUUUCUACCUGGAGAUAAUUUAUUGAGUGAAAUCCUUUACAUUUGUAAUUUCACAGAGGUGAUUAUUGCUGGCCAAAAUGCCACCAUCAGUUUGAACAAUUCUGGUAGAGUGCAGUUAUCUAAUAUCAGUGCAUUGAGUAUUGAAGGUUUGCAUUUCACUGGAGCAGGUGAUGAAAGUAGUUCAGGCUACAUGAACAUUUCUCAAUGCUAUUUGGUAGACUUGAAAUUGCUAAAGUUGGAAGCUUGUACACUCUGGAUCACUCGUACGGUAACUGUGACGAUUAAACAAGUUCUCUUUGUGAACAACACUAGCACUGACAGAGCAUUGAUGGUUGAAGCUGAUAAUGUGUACAUUGAAAAGAGUGACUUCUUCAGUAACGUUGGCGGUGCAGUGAACAUUGAAUCAAAUCAAACUGUUAUUAAUGGUUCAAGGUUCGAUUCUAAUACUGCUACAUAUGGUGGAGCAGUGUUUGUGGUCUCUGCAAAUGUGACUAUCAGUUGGAGCAACUUUACAAAUAAUAUCGCUAAUGUAAGAGGUGGAGCAAUUAGAUCUAUCGCCUACAAAAGUAACUUGUUCAUUUCCAACUGUGCGCUACUAAACAAUAGUGCUAUCCUUGACGACGGUGGAGCAAUUAACAUCUGGUUUGGGAGUGUCUCAAUCUCCGACAGUGAGCUAGCGUACAACAGUGCUGAAACAGCAGGUGGAGCGAUUUCGAUUUUGACUGGAGAGUUACUACUAUCCGAUAGCGAGCUAACAAACAACAAGGCAGCCUUUGGUGGAGCGAUUGCACUUUACAUGGGUGAUGCAUCUAUCUUGAGCUGUAAUAUAACGGACAAUGAAGCUGUAGUUGGUAAUGGAGGAACUAGCACUGGUGGAGCGAUUUUGGCAUUGAUUGGAACUAUAUCCAUCUCCAAAGUCGUGAUUAAAAAUAACAGUGCUGACGCUGGUGCAGUGUUUUAUGUUGUUGAUGGCACUGUGAUCAUUUUCGACUCUCUGCUCACAAACAACAGAGCCACCCAACAAGAUGGAGUGAUUGCGCUUCUUAUGUCAAGUUUGAUAAUUACUAAUACAAGCAUAUUUGACAAUUUAGAGGGUGAAAAUAUCAUUUACGCAGUGUAUUCUAACUUGUCAUUUACGGGAGUUAACACCGUUAGCAAUAAUAUAAACCCUGUGUAUGCUCUAAGCAGUCGAGUGGAGUUCAAUGGACCCACGACUCUCAGUAGCAAUCAUGGUGUGCAGGGUGGAGCCAUCAGAGCAGUCCAGAGUCAAAUCUAUAUCAAUGCAGAAGGAGUGGUCAUUUCUAACAAUACUGCUACUGUUGGAGGAGGUGUGUUUCUGAGAGAGAGCACACUCUUUGUUCACUAUCCCAUAGAGAUUUCUCAUAACACAGCACAAAAUGGUGGUGGGAUUUAUGCAUACUCAAGCGAAAUCGAAUUUGAUUCAAAGGUCACUACUGGGUGUAUAUUUAAUCAUCAGUUUGUCCUGUGUACAUGUAAUUCCAUGGAACCUGUACUGUUUGUGAGUAUUAUACAUCGAAAUGAUGCUCAAAAUGGAGGAGGUAUUUAUGCAGUCGCUUCAAACAUUAAGGCCUUUUCUCACGCUCACAUCCACAUCAAGUCAAACUCAGCAAACAAUAGCGGAGGUGGAAUUUAUUUACGACAAAGUUCUAAGAUAUAUAUUCUGAAACGGGACUUGGAGCUAGAGCUUGGUAAAACGCUGGUCAUACUAGAAAUCUACAGUAACACGGCUCAAUAUGGAGGGGGGAUAUUUGUGGCAGACAGUACUGAGAGUGGUGUGUGUAGAGGAGAGGAUGUAACUACUGCAGGAGAUCUGACACAAACAGAAUGCUUCAUUCAAACUCUAGAUCUCUAUGGUUAUUAUAACAAUUCUAUUAAGGAUGUGAUACCUUUGCUCGAAGUUUUGACUGGAUUUAAUGAAGAAGUUAAGUGUUAUAAGAGUGCAAUCAAUUAUCGCAACACUUUUUUGACAAACAACACAGCUUCCCAGUCAGGAGCAGAUAUUUACGGAGGUCUACUAGACAGGUGUACGGUGGAUGUAUCAGCCGAACUCUCUUCAUCAGACAAUGGAUUUGAGUACUUGAACAAUACUGUGUGUUAUUCAUCAAUAGCUUCAAAGGCUGUCAGAGUGAAGUUGUGUAACACCACCAAGCAGACCAUUUCAGUUAGAAAAGGACAAGCAUUCACAAUAAGUGUUAUGGCUGUAGACCAAGUUGGAAAUCCAAUGAAUAAAGCCAUAAUUCACAGUUCUGUUAUAACUGAGAGCAGUAGAGUUGAUCGUCUUAAAGAAGGACAAGCACAGCAAGAAGUUGGCAAUCAGUGCACAGAAUUAGAGUACAAUGUAUUCUCACAAGACAGCUCUGCUCAAUUGGAACUCUAUGCUGAUGGUCCAUGCAACAAUUUGGGAAUUUCAAGACAAAUUCUAAACAUAUCUUUUCUAAAGUGUGAAUGCCCUAUUGGACUCAAGCCAAUCAUGUCCUCAAUUGAGUGCAAGUGUGACUGUGAUCCAGUGUUGCAACAAGAAUAUCAUAUAACAAACUGUUCUGAAAAAAAUGGUACCAUAAAAUUGGAAAGCAAUAACAACAUAUGGAUAGGAGUGACUAAUACCACUAACGGAAGUGGGUAUGUUGUUAGUAACUGUACAUUUGACUAUUGUGUACUAAAACCAGUCAACAUCAGUCUAAGCAACCCUGACGAACAAUGUGCCCACAAUCGAAGUGGUGUCUUGUGUGGAGAAUGUGAACCAGGACUCAGUCUUGUGUUAGGUACUUCACGAUGUGAACUCUGCUCAAACUCUUACCUUCUCCUGCUACUCCCGUUUGCCCUGGCAGGCAUAGUACUAGUCGCAUUCAUUCUCGUUUUCAACAUUACCGUAGCAACAGGCACUAUCCAUGGGCUGAUCUUCUACACUAAUAUAUUAGCUGCAAAUCAGUCGAUUUUCGUACCUUUUCAUAACCCUUUGACAGUUUUCAUAUCGUGGGUGAAUCUUGACUUAGGUAUUGAGACAUGCUUUUAUGAUAGAAUGAACUCUCAAGCAAAAGUGCUCCUUCAGAUUGUCUUUCCUGCUUACCUGUUUCUUCUGAUGUUCUUAAUAAUCAUUUUGAGCAAGUACUCUGACUCAUUUGCAAAGCUCCUCUCCAACAGGAACCCAGUUGCUGCCCUAGGCACACUCGUCCUACUCUCUUAUUCCAAACUCUUGCGGUUUAUCAUUGCUGCACUGCAACACAGGGUCUUGGAUUAUCCUGAGGGCGCAACCAAGGUGUUGGAUUUUCCCAACAAUUCAAGUGAUAUAGUUUGGAUGUAUGACGGCAAUGAGCAAUAUUUCACUCCCGGUCACGUCCCUCGGUUUGUUUUUGCCGCCAUAAUCCUCACUUCUGGUAUAUUGUUCACUGUAGUGCUCUUCUUUGGACAAUGGCUUCCUCGCUGUUCAAAAUGGAAGCUCAUGAAAUGGACUAAGAACACAUACUACAAUGGCUUCAUGGAUGCAUACCAUGCUCCAUUCACUCCCAAGCAUCGCUACUGGGUGGGACUGCUCCUAUUUUCUUUGAUCGCUCAUAAUCUAAUAACAACCUUGGCUUUGGACACUUCUCUCCCCGUACUAUCAGCUGGAUCUAUAACUGUUGGACUGAUUGUUUUCAAAUUGCAGAAUUAUCCAGUGUACAAAAUACGAUUCAAUGAUUUACUGGAAACACUCUUUUUCCUCAAUCUUGCAAUUCUAGCGUAUGGCACCCUCUACAUAGGAAACAUCAAUGAGAGUCAAGUCAUAAUAUCCAACAUUUCAAUGGCAGUGGCUUUUAUUUUGUUUGUGGUGAUAGUCUGCUACCAUUGUUACGAGUACAUGUUGAAAACAGUUCCUGUUCUGCAAAACUCACUCAAACUGAGAAAAAGGAUUCCACGAGUUCGCAAACUGGAAAGGUACGAAAUGGAGAACAAUGAAACCUGGACAAACGCAGACAGAUGUGAUCCGUACACUGACGGAGCCAUGGAAGAAGCUUACCCUGAUCGUUACAUCACUCCUCCCAUCAUCCGACCAGCCACGAGGCCAGACCAGCUGAGAGAGCCUGCCCUGGACGUGCUAGCCCCCCUCACCAUAGAGGACUACAGACCAGCCCCUCCCCCUCCUCAAGCUACAGCUGACAAUGCACCCAAAGUCACGCACACUGUCAUCGAUGUCGUGAAACAGUAAACAGUAUAAACAAAAAAUUACUGUUAUAGCUUGUUUUCAUUGUUUAUUGUGAGCCUGCAUGCAUGCACAAUUAUAUUCAUCGAUUUGUUGUGGACUAUGUAGAUUCAGUUUGUAAUGACUUUGCUAGUAGCUAGUUAAUCACUUCAUUAGUCAUUUCCUGUACUCCUGCAUGUGUGUACUGUUUGCACAUGCAUGGGUUCCUGGCUGAUACUAUUACUUCUUUUAUAUACUUCUCUUUAUUGCUUGUGCUCUAGUAUAGCCAGGGCCUGCUCCUAGCAGCGCCCUCUGUGUAAUUUUAUGGGAGCCUCUGCUCCACUGUCUUUGUUGUAGUUAGUAUUUACAGUCUAUGUUAUUGUUUUGUGCAUAUGUUAGUUGAUCUAGUUGAUCUAUGCAUGGUUGAAUCAAUCAUUAUCUUGAACCGCUGU
Halichondria panicea is the source of this 5041-nucleotide messenger RNA. RefSeq lists its product as uncharacterized. Bases 231 to 4616 code for a protein of 1461 amino acids. The record is from RefSeq and is a predicted model, not a curated record. Lineage: Eukaryota; Metazoa; Porifera; Demospongiae; Suberitida; Halichondriidae. The transcript is spliced from 2 exons.